Molecule: messenger RNA, 2358 nt
Organism: Vitis riparia (riverbank grape)
Lineage: Eukaryota; Viridiplantae; Streptophyta; Magnoliopsida; Vitales; Vitaceae
Product: G-type lectin S-receptor-like serine/threonine-protein kinase SD2-5
Exons: 3
Coding region: 1-2358 (785 amino acids)
Biological process (GO): protein phosphorylation
Molecular function (GO): ATP binding; protein serine/threonine kinase activity
Source: RefSeq, a predicted model, not a curated record
AUGGCUAUUGCGGGUGUGAAGAGGGCUAUUCAGCUUCUAGUCCUCUUUCUAAGCCCUUUGAUUCUAAAUGCCUAUUUCAGCAACCACCCAUCGGUGAAUGUCCCUACUUCAUGGCAAAAUUUUUACAACAGUGAUAGAGGAAGCUGGAAAUUCAAUGAUAAUACUCAUGUGAGGCCCAUCCUUGCACUCGAUCUCAAUGGCCAACCCAGUUUUGGUUUUGGAUUUCUCAGAAAUGGUACUACCAAUGCAUUCUAUCUUGUUACUCUUAAAAUUGCAAUAAGACCCAAUUCCUCAUUCAGCGAUUACGGUCCUCCCCCAGUUGUUCUUUGGUCUGCCAACCCGAAUCGUCCAGUUGAAGAGAAUGCCACUCUUGAACUGACUGUGAACGGAAAGUUGGUUUUAACAGAUGUGGAUGGUACUCCUGUAUGGUCUGCCAACACCUCGGGUGCCUUUGUUACUGGAAUGAACUUAUCACUUGGAGGAAACUUGAAGCUUGUUAAUGGUAGCGGGUCUGUUGUCUGGCAGUCCUACCGUUUCCCAACCAACACAUGGCUCCCUGAACAACGGCUACGUAUUGGAAGGAACUUAACUGCCAGUGUUUCCAUGUCCAAUUUGUCCAGUGGUAUGUUCUACCUCUCAAUAACUCGCGGUGGCAUCAACGCCUAUAUCAAGUCCGUGCCUCCACAGCUUUACAGAACUCUCCUUCGUUUUCAUGCUAAUAAUGCCACACCUCUUCGCUUUGGGAUUGGAUCUCUCACCCUCUCUGGCAACUAUGUGACCUAUAACCAGAUUGAGAAAGAAGAUUUUCAGUUCAUGAGGAUGGAGCCUGAUGGGCAUUUAAAUGUUUAUCAACUUAUUGAUGGUUAUAAGGAAACAUUGUACUCUGAUCUACUGAAAGAUGAGCACUAUGACGACUGUGCUUAUCCCACGGUGUGUGGUAACUAUGGCGUUUGCUUUGAAGGACAGUGCAGCUGUGCUGGAGGUGGAAGUUCGAUUUAUUUUCGGCAGUUAAACGCUACCGCAGCCAGUUUUGGGUGCAGGGAAGUUACCCCUUUGUCUUGUCCAGAUGCCCAGCUUCACACUUUUCUCGAGGUCAUGAAUGUUACUUGUUUCAACUUUGCCCCCCAGCUUUCCAAUAUAGAUGCAGAGAGCUGCAGGAGGGAAUGCUUGAAAAAUUGUUCAUGCAAGGCAGCAAUGUUUCGCUACCAAGAUAAUACCUCAAUUGGUACAGAGAUCAACACACAAGAAGAGCAAGUCAUCUCUGGUUUCAGUAUUGGUACCCUCUAUUCUGGCUCCCUUACUGUGCUUUGCUUUUUUCAUUGGCGUGUGCUACCGUUAUGUAAUGCAGAAAGGAAGAAAAAUAUCGAAGGAAAACAUAGGGAGAACUCUGGAGAUGAAUCUUCUAUUCAUUUAUUCAAUGAGAUGAAGAAGUUCUCUUUUGAAGAUCUAAGCAAUGCCACACAGGAGUUUGGGGUAAAGCUUGGUGGAGGCGGGUUCGGGGAUGUGUUUGAAGGAAUGUUGGGAGAUGGGACGAGAGUUGCAGUGAAACGCCUAGGCUCCGAUGUGGGUCAAGGAAGAAAAGAAUUCUUGGCUGAGGUGAAGACGAUAGGCAGCAUUCACCAUUUCAAUCUUGUGAGACUGGUUGGAUACUGUGCAGAGAGAUCAAACAGGCUUCUAGUUUAUGAGUUCAUGUGUAAUGGAUCUUUGGAUAAAUGGAUCUUCAACCAAGACCAAGAUCAAACCCUCAACUGGGAAACUAGAAAAAAGAUCAUCCAUGGCAUUGCAGAAGGCCUUAAAUAUCUACAUGUUCAUUGCAAUCCAAAUAUAAUUCACUUCGAUAUCAAGCCUCAAAACAUUCUUCUUGAUGAGAAGUUCAAUGUGAAGAUUUCUGAUUUUGGAUUAGCCAAAUUGAUUUCCAGGGACCAGAGCGAUGUGACAACCGUAGCAAAGGGAACUCCAGCAAAGAUAGAUGUCUACAGCUUUGGAAUUUUGAUCUUGGAGAUCAUCGGUGGACGAAAAAAUCGGGACUCCUCUCAAGUUGACUACCUCAUCGAUAUGGUGAAGGUGAAGGCAGAAGAGGGUCAACUGUCUGAUCUAGUAGACGAUCGAAAUGAAGAUAUGCAGUGCCACAAAGAAGAAGCUGUGAAGUUGCUGAGGAUUGGCAUCUCCUGUUUACAGACUGAUCACCAUAAAAGGCCUUCAGUGUCUCAGGUGAUACAUGUUUUGGAGGGUUCUAUGGACGUUGAACCUAUCACUGACUAUAGCUUUUUGUCAAUGUUUCCCAUGGAUUCUCCACUAGAAGCCAAUCGAGCUGUCUCAGCCCCUCUCAUUGCAUCAGUCCUAUCAGGACCAAGAUGA